UUUAUGCAUUAUAAAUUUGCAAUAUAAACUUUUUAGCAUUUCAAUUCAUCUUUGUUUUUUCCCUUAGAUAUGUUCACAGAUGUUCACUGUAAAAAUAAACAUGGAAUAUGCAACUUAAAUGGAAAUCAACUGAGAAUCAACAAUGUUUUAAGGAUUGUAGUACAAAUACACAUAUUGUAUCUGGAAGGUCCAGUUACAGGGGUGAAUUUUCCUCACUUAAACUUCUCUACAAACUCUUCCAGACUAUUUUUUACUUUAUAUACCUUCACAGUAUGCCAUUACACAUUACUGCAAAAGGCAAAAAGUCCUGUCUAAAACAAUAUUUAAAUACAGUCUUUGAACUGUCUUAUGUCUUUAUACUGCUUCAGUUUCUUCAACCUUCUGUCAAAAUGCCAUACUCCUGUGCCACCUUGUGGCUGGAUGUUCAUGUAACAGUUCUUAAAUAUCUUACUUUGUGCCAAAUCUAAAAAGUCAAAAAAUCAUUGAGGCUCUGACUUCUCACUGCAUAUAGAUAAAAUUAAUUAUGCUAAAAUGUAGCUUCAAUCUAGUAAUUUAGCAAAUGAUAUGAUGGACAGGUGAAAACAUUUGUAAUGAAGAUACAAUUAUUUAUGUUAAACUUCUGCUACUGUAAAUAAAGCCCCAAGCAGCUUUGGACCCCUAAGGACACCUUGUGUCCAAUUUUAGUAAACUCCCUGAGGGGUUCUCUUCACCCAUGUCUAGAACCAAGACAUCCACAGAUCCCUGGGUAAAAGCCUUUGUCAUAACUUGUGAAUACAAUGCCUGUCUGUUACAGAACAUGGAAUCAUGCCCAGAGAUAUUGUUGUCAUUACAACUCUUGGCCUACAAGUGAACUCUACCACAUCCUUCUUAAAUUAUCUGCCAUAUGGGAGAUAAUGCAUCUUUAACGUUCAACGUUUACAGCUGAGAAGGAGAGUGUUAUUAACUCACUGUGUAUAAAAUACACAAUUCUUAAUACAUAACUUACUGUAACAUUUUCAGGCACGUGAAUUUUACGAGUUUGGAUUUUCCUUGUCAGAUCCAAAACACUUAGACAUGAAUUAAGGAACAAGGAACUGGCAGUCUGUGGUAAUUGGACAAAUAUUUUUCUAGCUGAUUCACCAUCAGCCCACAGCAAUUGUUACAGGAUGGAUACAUAGGUGAUGGACUACUACAUGGUCCAAAGACACCUGAGCCCUGAGAGUCAUAGAUGGGCUUAGCUUUGACUAAAAGAUUAAUCCUGAGUCCUCUAGCAGGAGGUAAGCUUGGCUGUUUGCAUGACAGAAACGAAAGGGUUUGUUUAUAACAAGAGGAAACAGAGCCUGGACAAGAAAAAUAUGAACAAGUCCAAAGAAAAAUAGAACCGUUCCACUUUUUCAACAUGGACAAAGCAAGGUCUGAUCAAGUAAACAUUGGUUAUACAGUCACAAGAUAAAUACCAUCUGUAUGUUUUUCAAGACCAAGCCUGAGGGUAUAUUUUACUGAUACACUCCAUCUGACAUUAUUCUGAAUCAUACAGACACAGUUUUGUUUGUGUUGACCACAGGACACUCAAUCACUGCUCUGUUUGGCAAAGACAACCAAGACAAGUAUGUUCCAUCCUAUAAUGUUGAGCACUAUACAUGGGAAAUACACUCCUACAAAAGAUCACUCUCUUGCAUGGAUUAGAAGUGCUUGUUUUGCUGCCCUGAAAUGUGAUCAGCGCUGCAGCAUCCUAAAGACUAACAAACCCCGGUUUAGUCUUGGUGAACAUACUGUAGAUGCAAACUUGGUAGAGCAGUCAGACAAGGCCAAAGUCUCUUCCUUGGGUUAAAAACCAGGCUUUAAAUCAGUGGGUAUGAUUGUGCCUGUUCCCCAUGAUGCACUGGCCUCAUUCUAGCAAUUUAUUAUCAUUGAAGUGGAUACUGACUGUCCCCAUUGAUGAUUUUGUAUUGUAACAAUGCAAGCCUCUAUCUCUCUCAUCUUAUUGUGUCUAACUUCUAUUCCUCUGCACGCCAGGCAUAAUGUUGUGUUCUGACAUAACAUACCACAUACUAAUUUAAAAAAAUAAUGUCAACAAUGCCUUUGGACAACAACACAGGUAAUGGAUACAAUCAUAUACCUACAAUUUAAUGGGCAAAAACAAAUCUAGAAAAACAGAGACUGACAGUACCAAAAAAUUAUUUCAAAAUUAUUUAUUCGUGCUUUGCACUAGGGAGAUCAAAAUAUAAAAUGAACAUUCAUCUUACAUUUACCCCUAAAUGUAUGAAAUAUAACAGAAGACUGGGAUCAAAAAGGAAAAAAAAAGAUUUUUGCAGAUGGUUUUGUCUUGGCUCAGUUUUAUGAGCUGUUGUUUUCUUUAUCUGACAUGUGAAUACUGCAUGUUGUUCAAUAUACCGGUGGCUUAUUUUUUGCUUGCUUUGAUAUGCAAAAUGUUUAUACAGUGUCUAUUCCACUGAAAUUUCUUUGUCAUACUUUAAAACCCAUGAGAGUGGACUACGUUUGAGCUUUAAUACGUUUUUCUUUUCAAAAAGAUGCAUUUAAACCAUUUGAUAUUUGUGACCAUAUCUGUAAGCACUGAUGGCCCCUUGGCUCAUGGUUGAGUAAUUUCACCAUGUAGCAGAGACACCUGGUGGUUUACACUGGAUCUACAACAAUGUAGUUUGGUUUGAGCUCAUAAGGCAUUUAUUCAGUUGCAUUAUUUUUUAAAACUCACCAAAAUACAAUACUUUAUAAUGGCCCUUUAGUUAUACCAGGUUUUAUGUUUGCCAGUCAAAAUACUGUAAUGCAAACCAUUGUGUGUAUACAAAUUAAGUCUUGUCCAGCUUUUCUUUAUUAUCCUGGGAUAAAUGAUUGAUAUGUUGUAUAAUGAAAUCAACAGAAAAUUACGACAUAUUAUUGUACGAGUAGAUAACAUCAUUUAUUACUAGGCAAAUUUCACGUGUAUGACCAUUGUAACAAAAAUUCUAUUGAAAGUAAAAAGUUGCUAUUUUUCCUAAGGUUACUAAAGUUACAGUAUUACACUGUUAAUUAUUUUACAGAAAAGAAAUAAUGAUAAUUAUGUUCUUAAUUACAGGAAAUUGGCUUGUAACUGUUAUUGCACUAAUAUUUGACAUUUAUGAAUUGAAUGUCACUGAUUUGAACUCAGCUAGACAAUUACUCUAUAUUUUAACACAUUGUAUUUCUUUUCAUGAUGUGUUUUGUGUGUGUUGAUGAUUAAUGCCGUUUGCUGACAAAUUGAAAACAUUAUAUCUCACAAACAAGAUUAUUUACAAUAAAGUCUGUAUUCACAUGUCCAGAUACAGUACACUUUCAACCAAACUGAAUAUUUGGAAGCUAAGUACAAACAUACUCUCUGAUUAACCCUGUCUGACUGUAGCUCCCUCCUCACACACACUCACAUGAACACACCUCCACCUACUUGUACGGCCAAAGGUACAUAAGUCUCUUUGCAGGUGCUUCAGUCAAAGUGAAGAACCAUAGCAACACACUGGUUCUCAGGUCACUUUCAGAAAUGUCUCGUGAUUACUUUGGAUUCUCCUUUACAAGGACUGAUGCAACAAACAGCCCAUCUAACAUUGUCCUUAACAAUGCAGCGGACAUCUCUGUUAUUGUGGUGUACUUUGUGGUUGUCCUGGCUGUUGGCGUAUGGGCUAUGGUUCGCACCAAUCGUUCCACAGUUGGUGGCUUCUUCCUUGCUGGAAGGAGUAUGGUGUGGUGGCCGAUUGGAGCGUCUCUCUUUGCCAGCAACAUUGGCAGUGUCCACUUUGUAGGAAUUGCUGGAACUGCUGCCGCUGCAGGAAUAGCUAUUGGUGGAUUUGAAUGGAAUGCUCUUAUUGUGGUCAUCAUUCUGGGAUGGCUCUUUGUGCCAAUCUACAUUAAAGCCGGGGUGGUCACUAUGCCAGAGUACCUGAAGAAGAGGUUUGGAGGACAGCGCAUUCGCAUCUAUCUUUCUGUGCUGUCUCUUUUCCUGUAUGUUUUUACCAAGAUCUCAGCGGACAUAUUAUCGGGUGCCAUCUUUAUCAACCAGGCUCUUGGGUUGAACAUCUACCUUGCUGUUGUCCUACUCCUUUUGAUUACAGCACUAUACACUGUCACAGGUGGACUGGCUGCAGUGAUCUACACAGACACUUUACAAACCAUCAUUAUGCUGGUCGGAUCAUUCAUCCUCAUGGGCUUUGCCUUCCAUGAGGUGGGGGGCUAUGAGCAGUUCCAGGAGCGCUACAUGAAUGCCGUCCCUUCAGUGACAGCCAACAUCAGUGAGAGCUGCUACCAGCCCCGACCAGACUCCUUUCAUAUUUUCAGGAAUGCUAUAACAGGAGACCUGCCGUGGCCCGGCCUGGUGUUUGGAAUCACCAUUCAGGCCGCUUGGUACUGGUGCACUGAUCAGGUGAUUGUCCAGCGCUGUCUCUCAGCCAAGAAUUUAUCCCAUGUUAAGGGAGGCUGUAUCUUGUGUGGAUACCUAAAGCUGCUGCCCAUGUUCCUGAUGGUUUUCCCUGGGAUGAUCAGCAGGAUCCUCUAUCCAGGUAAACAGGUUGUAAACAGUGUUUUAUAUGUCAAGCACACAGCAGAAAUAAUAGUUAACAUGCUGGUCAACAAAUGUCCUUUUGUUUUAGAUGUGGUGGCCUGUGUGGACCCAGACGAAUGUCAAAAACAUUGUGGAACCAGUGUGGGUUGCACUAACAUUGCUUAUCCCAGAUUGGUGGUGAAUCUGUUGCCAAAUGGUCUGCGAGGUCUUAUGCUGUCUGUGAUGCUGGCCUCUCUGAUGAGUUCUCUUACCUCCAUCUUCAACAGUGCCAGCACCCUCUUCACCAUGGACAUCUACACUAAAGUUAGACGUUCUGCCAGUGAGAAGGAACUCAUGAUUGCUGGCAGAGUGUUUAUCUUGGUCCUGAUUGGUGUGAGUAUAGCGUGGAUCCCUAUGGUGCAGUCAGGCCAGAGUGGUCACCUGUUUGACUACACCCAGUCUAUAACCAGCUACCUUGCGCCACCUGUUGCAGCGGUCUUCAUACUUGCUGUUUUCUGCAAACGCAUCAAUGAGUCUGGUGCAUUUUAUGGCCUCAUUGUUGGCUUGUGCAUCGGCCUUUCCAGGAUGAUAACAGAGUUUGUUUAUGGGACCGGCAGCUGUGUCAGCCCAAGUGACUGUCCCACCAUCAUAUGUGGGGUCCACUACCUCUACUUCUCUAUCAUCUUGUUCACCAUUUCCUCUCUCAUCAUCGUUGGAAUUUCUCUCAUGACCAAACCCAUAGAUGACAAACAUCUCCAUCGACUGUGUUGGAGCUUGAGGAACCGGGAAGAAGAGCGGGUGGACCUUGAACAGGAUGACUGGGUUGACAAUACUAAUUCUAUGCACAUAGAAGAACCUGAGGAGGAGCCUGGUUUCUGUAAGAAGGCAGUGAUGUGUUUCUGUGGCCUGGAGCAGAAAAAAGCCCCCAAGCUGACUCCAGAAGAGGAGGAAGAACUGCAGAAGAAACUUACAGACACCUCAGAGGUUCCUCUAUGGAGGAACGUUGUCAAUGCCAAUGCCAUUAUCCUUCUAUGUGUAGCUGUUUUCUUUCAUGGCUUCUUUGGUUAGAGACUCUUAAGUCAUUGACACCAUAGCAGUUUUUAGUGAUACUACAUGAAUGUUUUACAGUACAUUCGAAAGAUGUUGGUAUACAUUGGUACAUAUUGGUAUAAAAGCUUUUUCUGUAUGCUGUAGAUUAUCCUAUGUUGUGUACCUACUUUUUUUAACUUGAGUGUAAGACAACACAAAAAAAUUAAGCAAAACUCCUCCAGACUCAUGCUUGUCUCCAUGUGAACAGUGUGCCCUAGUUACUUGUAGUAGUGGUCAUUUAUUAUCAAUGUGUAUGAUAAUAAAACCAAGUCAUGGUUCAUGUGAACUUGAUAAAACAAUCACAAACCCAUAGGUGUCAAAAGUAAUGUGUGUAAAAAAUACUAUCUGUAAGAAACUUAUUAUGCAAUAACUGUAAAAUGUAAUAAAGGCUUACAGUGUAACACCUAGUAAUUGAGGAAGAACCAAUUACAGACUGUGGCAAAGAUGUGACAGAGAAACUUGGUUUCAUCCAGCAGAAUUCAUUCAUCAUAGCCACAGUACAAUCUGGAUGCUGAUGAUGCACCUUGUCCAGCCAUGAGGAAUGACAUUAAGUUCUUUAUAAAAUCCAUGACACAACUAGAGCAUUUCCGCUUAUC
This is a messenger RNA of Betta splendens (Siamese fighting fish), 6168 nucleotides long. RefSeq names its product sodium/glucose cotransporter 1-like. The transcript has 14 exons. Gene Ontology annotation, molecular function: D-glucose:sodium symporter activity. Gene Ontology annotation, biological process: transmembrane transport; sodium ion transport. The record is from RefSeq and is a predicted model, not a curated record. Gene Ontology annotation, cellular component: plasma membrane. The coding region runs from base 3491 to 5551 and encodes 686 amino acids. NCBI's taxonomy places the organism in Eukaryota, Metazoa, Chordata, Actinopteri, Anabantiformes, Osphronemidae.